This is a messenger RNA of Colletotrichum orchidophilum, 1119 nucleotides long. Its product is annotated as glutamine synthetase. Lineage: Eukaryota; Fungi; Ascomycota; Sordariomycetes; Glomerellales; Glomerellaceae. The record is from RefSeq and is a predicted model, not a curated record. The coding region runs from base 1 to 1119 and encodes 372 amino acids. Gene Ontology annotation, molecular function: glutamine synthetase activity. Gene Ontology annotation, cellular component: cytoplasm. The transcript is spliced from 5 exons.
AUGGUAAGCGACAGAAGCUGCCUUCACCUCCAGGCCCGACUCUGUGAGAUCACACCCACACCCUAUGCUGAGCCCGGCCUGGCCAAGUACCUGAAGCUUGACCAGAAGGGCUCAAUUAUGGCCGAGUACAUCUGGAUCGACGCCGAUGGCGAGACCCGUUCCAAGUCAAGGACCCUCAAGGAGAAGGAGUACACCCCCGAGGACCUUCCUAUGUGGAACUUUGACGGUUCCUCCACCAACCAGGCCCCUGGCGACAACUCUGAUGUCUACCUGAAGCCUGUCGCUGUCUUCCCCGACCCUUUCCGUGGAUCUCCCAACAUCCUCGUCCUUGCCGAGUGCUGGAACGCCGACGGCACCCCCAACAAGUACAACUACAGACAUGAGUGCGCCAAGUUGAUGGAGGCUCACGCCGCCCACGAGCCCUGGUUCGGUCUCGAGCAGGAGUACACUCUGCUCGACCUUAGCAACCGCCCCUUCGGCUGGCCCGCUAACGGCUUCCCUGCCCCCCAGGGACCCUACUACUGCGGUGUUGGCGCCGGCAAGGUCGUCCAGCGCGACAUUGUCGACGCCCACUACAAGGCAUGCUUGUACUCUGGCGUCAAGAUCUCCGGCACCAACGCCGAGGUCAUGCCCGCCCAGUGGGAGUUCCAAGUCGGUCCCUGCACGGGCAUUGAGAUGGGUGAUCACCUCUGGCUCGCUCGCUUCCUCCUGGCCCGCAUUGCUGAGGAGUUCGGCGCCAAGGUCUCUGUUGAGCCCAAGCCCAUCCCUGGCGACUGGAACGGUGCCGGUCUCCACUCCAACUUCUCCUCCAAGGAGAUGCGUGUUGAGGGUGGCAUGAAGUACAUUGAGGCCGCCAUCAAGAAGCUCGAGGGUCGCCACAAGGAGCACAUUGCCGUCUACGGCGAGGGCAACGAGAAGCGUCUUACUGGCCGCCACGAGACGGGCUCCAUCGACCAGUUCUCUUACGGAGUCGCCAACCGUGGCGCUUCCAUCCGUAUCCCCAGAGAGUGUGCCCAAAAGGGCUAUGGCUACUUUGAGGAUCGUCGCCCCGCCUCAAACGCCGACCCUUACAGAAUCACUGGUAUUCUGAUGGAGACUAUUUACGGUACUGCCGAGUAA